This is a messenger RNA of Sander lucioperca (pikeperch), 2219 nucleotides long. It is a transcript of the gene abhd18, whose product is annotated as abhydrolase domain containing 18. The coding region runs from base 208 to 1599 and encodes 463 amino acids. Lineage: Eukaryota; Metazoa; Chordata; Actinopteri; Perciformes; Percidae. The transcript has 14 exons. The record is from RefSeq and is a predicted model, not a curated record.
AACCAAUCGGGCUGCUAGGCAGGGCGGAUAUUGCCAAGAAAGAAAGUGGGAUGACAUAUGUUGCAUAGUAUAGCUAGAGGAUCUUUGGUUUGGUUUAACCGACUCUGGGGACAGUAACGUUAGCUGUUAGCUAGCUAGCAGUGCCAAGAAAUCUACAACAAGGAUAGCAAACGUCUGUGUACAGUCUGAGAUGCCAGGUGUUGGUCCAUGGGUGUGAGCCGACUUGAUGUAUUUUACAGAAGGCUGCUCCUCACCAAACUCUUCAUUGGAGGAUGGGGGAAGCCUGAAGACCUCAAGAGAAUCUUUGAGUUCCGUAAGAUCAUUGGGGACAGAGAGAAGUGCAGGUCCCUGGUGCCUAAGGACUAUCCAGUUUACAUAAACAAGACAGAGGAGCACGCUGACUGUAAGAUCCACGAUGGGUUCUUCAUUUCUCCUCUGGAGCAUUUGGUUCCUGGAAUCCUGCCGCCAGAGGCUGUCAAAGCCAGGUUCCAGUUUAUAGUUCCUAAGAGGUGGCAGAAGGACAGACCAGUAUGUAUCCACUUGGCAGGGACUGGAGACCAUUAUUUCUGGCGUCGUCGGACCCUGAUGGCCAGGCCCAUGGUCAAAGAGGCAGGAAUGGCUUCACUGCUUCUGGAGAAUCCGUAUUAUGGCUAUCGUAAACCCAAAGACCAACUGCGGUCCAGUCUAAAGAAUGUGUCAGACCUGUUUGUGAUGGGAGGGGCUUUGAUCCUGGAGUCAACAGUGCUUCUCCGUUGGCUGGAGAGAGAAGGUUACUGGCCACUAGGAAUGACUGGCAUCUCCAUGGGAGGAUAUAUGGCGUCCCUGGCAGUGACUAACUGGCCAAAGCCCAUCCCUCUGAUUCCCUGUUUGUCCUGGUCUACUGCCUCUAGUGUCUUCACCACGGGUGUGCUGAGUAAAGCAGUGAACUGGAGAGAGCUGGAGAAGCAGUAUGCCAUUAACUCAGUGUAUGAAGAGGAGAUCAUUAAGCUGUUGGAGUACUGUGGGGCUGACUCCUUUAAAAUGGGUCCAGAAUUUGCCAAGAAUGUGGACUCUUCAGAGCAUCUGUUGGUCCUGUCUGGAGAUGACAGAGCAACAGUGGGUCUGAACUCCAAGGCUGGAGGGGAAGCUGAGGCUGGACGAGGCCUGUUUAUUGGUGGUGGCCUGGAAGGGGGCAGUGCUAGAGUAGACCAAUUGUUAUCAUCCGUGAACAGCAGUGGAAUGAGCUUGGACACUCUACCAAGAAGCCUUCUUGCAAACAACACACUGCUUGGGAAGAAGACGGAUUUUGCCAAAUGCUAUCGGCCAUCUUUACAUAGAGAAUCUAUAAGCUUCAUGAAGGGAGUGAUGGACGAAUGUACACACAUGGCCAACUUCUCUGUCCCUGUAGACACCAGCCUCAUUAUCGUGGUCCAGGCCAAAGAGGAUGCCUACAUCCCUCGUACAGGGGUCCUCAGUCUGCAAGAGAUCUGGCCAGGAUGUGAAGUCAGAUACCUGAAUGGAGGACACAUCAGUGCAUACCUGUUUAAACAGAAUGUCUUCAGACAGGCCAUAUACGAUACAUUCGACAGAUUCUGCCUGAAGUAUCCCAACCUGCAUUAGACAUGGCAGACUGAAGUCCUUUACUCCCUGUAACAGCACCAGGACCAGUGGCUGGACAUAAAAAGCAAUGCCUGUCCAUAGACCAGAAGCUUCCCUUUCUCUCUCUGUGUGUGUGUGUGUGUGUGUGUGUGUGUGUGCGUGCUCUGUUUUUUACUGUCCCUUCACCUGCUGAGGGACUACAGAUGGAAAGUGUCUUCUCUUUUUUGAAAUUGUUACUUAAUACACUGUCCCUGAUUCAAAACCUCUAAAAAAUAAAAUAUUUAUAGCAAAUGUCAUUGUUAAGCAAAUAGAAAUUGAAUUGGUUAUAUUAAUAAUCCUUAAGAUUUUCAUGAAUUUAAACCCUUUUUGAAGAGAGAUUUGCAAUAACAAUUCAAUUAAUUUGUAGUAAACCCUCUUUGUAGUAGUUUUCAUUGUUUGUGACCAUUCCCACACAGGAUUAAAAAGACAUAACUACGAAACAAUGCAGCAUGUCUGUUGAUUUGAUUGAUAGCCUCACCGUUUACGCUUCACUCUCUUACAGCUGUAGCAGAGCUGUGUUAAGUUACUGCUUAUGGUAACCAAACAUGUCCUACUGCCACUACUUCACAUUAAAAGUGUUAGGCUGCAAACCUCCAAAUCUU